Photinus pyralis (common eastern firefly) is the source of this 616-nucleotide messenger RNA. It is a transcript of the gene mRpL53, whose product is annotated as 39S ribosomal protein L53, mitochondrial. Lineage: Eukaryota; Metazoa; Arthropoda; Insecta; Coleoptera; Lampyridae. Bases 59 to 481 code for a protein of 140 amino acids. Gene Ontology annotation, cellular component: mitochondrial large ribosomal subunit. The record is from RefSeq and is a predicted model, not a curated record. The transcript is spliced from 3 exons.
GUUAAAAUGUCAGAAGUCAAAUGGUCCCAUAACCUCAAAAAGUGAAAAAUAAAUAAACAUGUCCAUAUAUUUCAGCGGUACAUUUAGAAAGACCGGUGGAUUAUUAAGUGCAAUUGCGAAACAAUUAAAUCAAAUUAACUUAAAACCCGUAAAAAAAAUUCAAGUGCAGUUCGACCCUUUCCAUCCACAAUCACACAUACCUAGAGAAUUCCUAUUUCACAUCACCACCCCAAAGGUGUUGACAACAAACUAUAAUUGCUCAGUGAAAACGAAUGUAGUGUGCGAUCGGAGCGAUCCCUGGAUCAAACUCGACUUGGUGGAGUCUGGUGGCUCGAUUACAUUUUUGGCGAACAAUCUUACCGUUUUAGAAAUUUUGCAACAGAUCAACAAACACGUCAGUUCAUUAGUUAAGAAGGAGGAAAUAUCGGAUGUUAGUGCCACGUUAACAAAAACAGAGAAAAAGAAAGGCAAACGAAAGUAAUGGCCGUCAAAAAGGCAGACUUUCACUCGAAGUUGAUCGAGAACGUUUACAACAAUAUUCCCGCGUUUACGGACGUUUUUACCGAAGAAACUUUUUAUAUGUCUGUUGUCGGGUUUGUUGUAAGCACUUUAGUUG